AUGGGACGCAUGCACAGUAAAGGUAAAGGAAUAUCCGGCUCAACAACUCCAUACGUGAGGGAGAGCCCAGAGUGGCUGGACGCCAAUGUUGAUGAAAUAGAGGCAAAAAUAGUGACCUACGCAAAGAAAGGACUCACCAUGUCUGAAAUCGGAACAAUCCUCAGAGACGAGUACGAGAUAGGAAGCAUGAAGUUCUUCUCUGGCAGAAAGCUGCUGAUGGUUCUGAUGAAGAACAACUUAGCACCGCAAGUUCCAGAAGACUUAUCUGCGCUUAUUAAGAAGGCAAUCAGCAUUAGAAAACACUUAGAAUCAAACAAGCAGGACAUCGACUCCAAAUACAGAUUGAUUCUUGUUGAGUCCCGAAUCAGCAGACUAUCUAGAUACUACAAAACAAAGAAGAUUAUCCCAGCUAACUGGCUUCCUCCUUACAGAUCCGCCGUAAAGAGAAACAGUGGGCUAUAA
This is a messenger RNA of Nematocida minor, 462 nucleotides long. RefSeq names its product small subunit ribosomal protein S13e. The transcript has a single exon. The record is from RefSeq and is a predicted model, not a curated record. Gene Ontology annotation, cellular component: nucleolus; cytosolic small ribosomal subunit; ribosome. Gene Ontology annotation, molecular function: structural constituent of ribosome; small ribosomal subunit rRNA binding. Gene Ontology annotation, biological process: translation. The coding region runs from base 1 to 462 and encodes 153 amino acids. Lineage: Eukaryota; Fungi; Microsporidia.